This is a messenger RNA of Malassezia japonica, 1596 nucleotides long. RefSeq lists its product as uncharacterized. The record is from RefSeq and is a predicted model, not a curated record. The transcript has 2 exons. Gene Ontology annotation, molecular function: manganese ion binding; metalloaminopeptidase activity. Gene Ontology annotation, biological process: proteolysis. Lineage: Eukaryota; Fungi; Basidiomycota; Malasseziomycetes; Malasseziales; Malasseziaceae. Bases 1 to 1596 code for a protein of 531 amino acids. Gene Ontology annotation, cellular component: cytoplasm.
AUGUCGCUGAUUGGAAAGGUGGUUGCUGUAGAUGCUGCCGGCGCGACUGCGCUCUCUGGUGAGCUUGGUACGCAGAUUGCUGCGCAGUGGAAGGCGAGCCGUGCGUCAGCCUCCAAGCCCGGCGAGAUGCGUGUGCUCUACCCCAACGACUCGGUGCCGAUUGCGGCCGUGGCCCUCGGCGAGCAGAAGCAGGCGCCGACCACCGCGCCGGACGCGAUGCCAUCCGCCGACGCUUUUCUGCGGAACGAGCGCCUGGAGCGCACGCGCCUGGAUGCGGCCAAGGGUGCGCGCGCGCUGCGCGACCUCGGUGUGGACGGCGAGCCGAGCGUGGCGGUCGACUCGUUCGCGAGCCCCCACGCGGCGGCGGUCGGCUCGCUGCUCGGCCUCUGGAGCGUGAACCACUUCAAGACGCGCGGCACGGCGCCCGCGUGGGGUAAGCCCGGCCACCUGCAAGGCGGUCGGCACAUCACGCCCAUUCCCCUGCAAGGCGCCACGACCGAUGCGGAGAAGAAGCAGCUGCGCGACGACAGCGACGUGCUGAAGGACACCGCGACGCCCCUCUCCUGGUGGACCGGUGAGGUGUACGGCCGCGCGCAGAACUGGUCGCGCGAGCUGCAAGAGACGGCAGCCAACCUCUUGACGCCGACCAUCUUUGCCGAGCGCAUUGUGGCCGCGUUCAAGAACGUGCCCAACACCGAGGUGAUCGUGCGCGACGCGGACUGGGUGCGGGACCAAAAGAUGAACCUCUUCUUGUCGGUCGCCCAGGGCUCCGAGCAGCCGCUCAAGUUUGUCGAGGUGCACUACCACGGUGCGCCUGACAAGGACGCUGCGCCGCUGGCGUUUGUUGGCAAGGGCAUUACCUUUGACACGGGCGGUAUCAGCAUCAAGCCGGGUGCGGGUAUGGACCUGAUGCGUGCGGACAUGGGCGGUGCGGCGGCGGCCGUCGCGUCGACGCUCGCCAUCGCGCAGCUCGGCCUGCCGAUCAACGUGUCGACCUUUACGCCGCUCACGGAGAACAUGCCGAGCGGCAAGGCGACCAAGCCCGGUGACAUCUUUGAGGCGCGCAACGGCCUCACGGUGCAAGUGGACAACACCGACGCCGAGGGCCGUCUUGUGCUGGCGGAUGCGAUCUCCUACGCGAGCGAUGUGUACAAGCCGCACACGCUUGUCGACAUUGCGACGCUGACCGGCGCGUGCGUGAUUGCGCUCGGCGACGUCUACUCGGGUGUCUUUACCGAGUCGGAGGAGCUCUGGCAGGAGCUCAAGACCGCGAGCGAGGCCGAGCACGACCUGUGCUGGCGCAUGCCGCUCGCGGACAGCUUUCUGCCCCAGAUUUCCAAGACGAACGCGGACCUGGUCAACACCGGCGGCCGUCCCGCUGGCUCGUGCACCGCGGCAAUCUUUUUGAAGCAGUUCGUCACCGGCCUCGAGGACCGCGCCAAGGGCGAGGCGGCCAAGGUGCGCUACGCGCACAUUGACAUUGCCGGAUCGAUGGAAGCCGCGAGCAACACGAUCAACGACUACCAAGGCAAGGGCCUCACCGGCCGCCCGGUGCGCGCGCUGGUCGAGUUUGCUCGUCGUCUGUCGUACGCGUAA